This is a messenger RNA of Choloepus didactylus (southern two-toed sloth), 255 nucleotides long. Its product is annotated as centromere protein W-like. Gene Ontology annotation, cellular component: nucleoplasm; kinetochore. Gene Ontology annotation, biological process: kinetochore assembly; mitotic cell cycle; chromosome segregation. The record is from RefSeq and is a predicted model, not a curated record. NCBI's taxonomy places the organism in Eukaryota, Metazoa, Chordata, Mammalia, Pilosa, Megalonychidae. Gene Ontology annotation, molecular function: protein heterodimerization activity; DNA binding. The transcript has a single exon. Bases 1 to 255 code for a protein of 84 amino acids.
AUGGCGCUCUGGACCACAGUCCCUCAGAUGAAGCAGAUGAAGUGGAAAGCUCUCCGCGGCUUCCUAAAGCGCGUCUUCCAGGGACAGACGCCUCCGCUUGGCCUGGAGACUAGUGGAGACUUACUGGUAUCUGUGAAUUGCUUACGAUUAGCAGAAGAGUCUAGGAAAAAUGCUUGUGAGAAUAAAGGUGGAAUCGUUAAAAAGGAGCAUGUUCUGUCUGCAGCAAAGGUAAUUCUAAAGAAGAGCAGAGGUUAG